AUGUUAGCUGAUUGUGUUUUGGAUUGUGAGAAUGGCUCUAGUGUGAAGGAAGAAUUCAAUGUAGAGGCUCUAGAGAAGUUCCUUGAAGAAUCUAGCUCGGCAGUUGUUACAGAAUUCAACAAUGACCCAGACAACCACCCUUUUGUUAUCAAGUUCUUCAAUGGUCCAAAUGAUAAGGCUAUGUUGUUUCUGAACUUCAGCAGUGAUGUUGCUGAUGCUUUUAAAUCAAAGUAUCGUGAAGAAGCUGAGAAAUACAAAGGAGAGGGCAUAAGUUUUUUAGUUGGAGAUCUAGAGGCUAGUCAAGGUGCCUUCCAGUACUUUGGACUUACAGAAGACCAAGUGCCUCUCAUCAUCAUACAGACCAAUGACAGACAAAAGUUUUUGAAACCACAUUUGGAGCCAGAUCAUAUUUCAGUUAGGGUGAAGGAAUACAAGGAUGGGAAAGUAUCACCAUACAAAAAGUCUGAACCCAUCCUUGAGAAGAACGAUGACCCUGUUAAAGUUGUAGUCGCUGAGAGCCUCCAGGACAUUAUUUUCAAGUCUGGGAAAAAUGUGCUACUCUAG
Messenger RNA from Rosa chinensis, 564 nucleotides. RefSeq names its product protein disulfide-isomerase-like. Bases 1 to 564 code for a protein of 187 amino acids. The transcript is spliced from 2 exons. Lineage: Eukaryota; Viridiplantae; Streptophyta; Magnoliopsida; Rosales; Rosaceae. Gene Ontology annotation, molecular function: protein disulfide isomerase activity. The record is from RefSeq and is a predicted model, not a curated record. Gene Ontology annotation, cellular component: endoplasmic reticulum. Gene Ontology annotation, biological process: protein folding; response to endoplasmic reticulum stress.